AGCCACCUACAGACCCGGAGUAAACAAACACUGCUGUCCUCACACUGUGGUUCAGAGUAUUGUUAGAUACUAUAUAUUAUAUUAACGUUAUAUUAGUUAGAUCAGUUAGCUGCAUUUUAAUGGUGUCAAGCGGCUAAUGUAGCUAACUAAAAACCGUUAAUCGCCGUUGAGAGUAAGCUAACGGUCGUUCCUGGAUCUGGCCCUAAAUUAAACUACUUAACGUGAACUAACUAACUAACUACUAAUUCAUUUGAUUAAGCUUUGUAGCACUUUUACUCCACAUUACGUUUAAUAAUUUAGUGUCCUUUCUUUCUCUGCUACAUUUAUCUGACAGCUUCCGUUACUUUAACUUUUAAAUAUGUUUGCACAGAAAACGUAAAAUACGAGGCACCGUUAACAGGUAAAAGCACCGAGAGUGGACACAGUUACAUAUGAAUGUAUCAAUAAUAGUAAUCAUAUGUAUUACUUUUGACACUCAAUAUAUGUUGCUGAUAAUAUAUUAAAGAAGUAUGUUGAACUUUUGCGAGUAAUUAAUUGAAUAAAGUUGUUUUUAUUGAGAAACCUGAACCGUUAAACGGCUAACUAACCGUUAAACCGCUAACUAACCGUUGAACUGCAGCCGCAUUGUGUCGUCACUACCUGGUUACCGUGGUUACUGGUGGAUAUUUUUAACAUUGGUGGCAGUAAAAAAAAGAAAAAAAAACAUAUAAUGUUAAGUUAUAAUUUUUUUUUAAUGUUAUCUCUAGCAUAAUGAGGUCAUUAAAAUAUCUACCUCUCAAUCUCCGUUUUUCAAACUGAAUUAAAAACAUAAUACAUGAAAUAAAAGAAUCCUCAUUAUCUAAACCGACAAACCAUCGAAGAAUAUUAUGUGACUGCGGCCCAUGUUUUUCCACACGGACAUGUUUUGGGGACGGACACAAUACAAUGGCAACCUGUCCGAUAAGCGCCGAUGCUGCCGGCGGAACAAAUGAUCCAGGAGCCGCUCCGUACGGCAACUUUAUCAACUAUUACACCUUCAACCCUCCGGAGAACCGUCUGAGUCUGAUUCCCGCCACACUGCUGCAGGACUUAAGUUCCAGCGACGGUCCGACGACCACCCUGAUCCUGGACGCGGGCUGUAACUCCGGGUGGCAGGAACUGAGUGUCGCCUUUUACAAGCAUCUGGUGCAGGAGCCUGUGUGUGAAGAAGAGUCAGGAAGGAGGAAGGUCAAGCUCCUGGGAUUUGACUUGGAUGAGAUCCUCAUUCAGCGGGCUCAGCAGACCAACCCUCUGCCCAGCAGCAUCUCCUUCAUCCCUCUGGACAUCACCGCAGACACCGGCCGGCUGCGGGAUUACCUCGACCAGCACGGCUGCUCCCGCUUCCACCUGUGCCUGUGCCUGGCUGUCACCAUGUGGGUCCACCUGAACCACGGAGAUACCGGGCUGCUGCAGCUGCUCUCUCACCUGGCCUCCAUCAGCCAGCACCUCCUGCUGGAGGCGCAGCCCUGGAAGUGCUACCGCUCCGCAGCCCGGCGGCUGAGGAAGCUGGGCCGCUCGGACUUUGACCACUUCAAGGGCCUGAAGAUCCGCGGGGACAUAGCAGAACAUGCCAGGGAGCACCUGGAGACACACUGUGGCAUGGAGCUCAUCCAGAGCUUCGGCAGCACCUCGUGGGACCGUAAGCUGCUUCUCUUCAGAAGGAGAGGACACUGAGGGAGGAGAGGUUUCAUCUGCUGCACUGGAGCUGCAGGGACUUGAUCAGGGAAGACAAUCCCAGUGAAACCAGAGAGAGGAAUGGGAGAAAGGUUGAGCUGAUUAGUGGAUCGACAUUAAUCAGCUGUGGUUAUUACAGUUUGUCUUUUUAAGUCACUUUUUAAAGCAAGCAUGCCAAAAUGGACUCAUAUGUGUGUUUAUCUUUGUCUUAAAUGAAAGUAAACUGGGUUUUUUGUUCUUGGUCAGACAAAACAACCCAUCUGAAGAAGACGUCUCAUUGGGCUCUGGAAACUGGUGAUUGACAUUUUGUUGACCACACUGUUGAUUGAUGACUGGGGGAACUGGCAGAUUAAUCUAUUUAUAACCAUUAGGGCUGCAACUAAUUAUUUCCAUUCAUGAUUCAUCUGCUGAUUACUUUCUGUAAAACAUCAGUAAACAGUGAAAACUGUCUUUUACUGUUUCUCAGAGCCUGCAGUGUCAGCGUCACUUAAAUCCAAACACAAAGAUAUUUGCAAAUUAUAUAAAUUUAUAACUUUAAAUCCUCAAACCAGAGAAGCUGCAACAAAAAUGUUUUUUUCCUGAAACAUUUAAAUCGAUUUUUAAAAUUAUUGCCAGUUAGACCAAUUGUUGCAGCUCUAGUAGAAAGGAAAACUGGGGGCUGUAGACAAAACCUUUAAAAUACAUAGCAUGUGUUUACUAGACGAUCUGCCUCAGUGCUGAUGUGUUUUAUUAAUUAAAAUGUUUGCCAGAGAUAACCCAGCUGUACUAACGGACUUUUUACUUUGUAUUUGGGUUGUUCAAAUACCGUCACCAGUACCGGGAAUUCCUCCGAUACCACCUAGAAUUCGGUAUCGGAUAUCGGCGAGUACUCGUGUCUGUGCAACGAUCUGAUACCACAUAAUUUAUUAGCCCCAAAACAUAACCCUGUUGGUUCCCAGCAGAGUCCUGUUCACCUUUUUUUGACAGCAAUCAUACGGGCCUAGUAGUAUAAUAAAAAAAUAAUGUAUGUCUAUAUCUAUAUCUAUUUUUAAUGCACAUUUAUAGGAUCAGUACUCCGUAUCGGAUUUAGAAUCAGGAAAAUACUGUAUCAGAACAUCUCUAUUUUCAUUACUGUGCAGAUUAAAUAAUAAAGUGUUUUACAUUAUCAA
This is a messenger RNA of Dicentrarchus labrax (European seabass), 2840 nucleotides long. Its product is annotated as pre-miRNA 5'-monophosphate methyltransferase. Gene Ontology annotation, molecular function: O-methyltransferase activity; RNA methyltransferase activity. Gene Ontology annotation, biological process: negative regulation of pre-miRNA processing; miRNA metabolic process. Bases 925 to 1692 code for a protein of 255 amino acids. Lineage: Eukaryota; Metazoa; Chordata; Actinopteri; Moronidae. The transcript is spliced from 2 exons. The record is from RefSeq and is a predicted model, not a curated record. Gene Ontology annotation, cellular component: cytoplasm.